This is a messenger RNA of Canis lupus familiaris (dog), 1350 nucleotides long. Its product is annotated as protein kinase C-binding protein NELL1-like. Gene Ontology annotation, molecular function: calcium ion binding. The transcript has a single exon. Lineage: Eukaryota; Metazoa; Chordata; Mammalia; Carnivora; Canidae. The coding region runs from base 206 to 757 and encodes 183 amino acids. The record is from RefSeq and is a predicted model, not a curated record.
UAUAAAAGCAUACCUACCUUUGAACUGCUCAGAAAAGGAUCACAUGCAGUAGAGGUUAUAACUUUUGUGCAGACAGACCUAAAUGUGGUGAAAACUUACAGUGCAAAAACUAGAAUACAGAAGCUACUUGGGAGCGCGAGAAUGGUACAUCUGUGGCCAGAGAGACUCUGCCUACCAUGAAAAUAUUGAUGAGUGUGCAGCUAAAAUGCAUUACUGUCCUGCCAAUACUGUGUGUGUCAACUUGCCUGGGUUAUAUCGCUAUGACUGUGUCCCAGGAUACAUUCGUGUAGAUGACUUCUCUUGUACAAAGUAUGAUGAAUGUGGCCACAGGCAACACAUCUGUGACAAGAAUGCCAUCUGCGCCAACAUUGUCCAGGGACACAGCUGCACCUACAAACUGGGCUACGUGGGGAAUGGGACCAUCUGCAGAAUGUUCUGCCAAAAGGGCAGCAGAUAUGAAACAUCGUGGCUCCUCACAAAUGUGUUUGUCCUCUGGAUUUCAAAGGAACCCACUGUGAGAAAGACAUUGAUGAAUGUACAGGGGGGAUCAUUGGGUGCCACAACCAUACCUGCUGCGUUAACCUGCCAUAGCAGUACCACUGUGUGUGCAGAAGCAGUUUUUAUGAGGAUGGAAUCCUGUACUGAUGUUGAUGAAUGCGCCUUCAGAACUCAUACCUGUUGGAGCGAUUCUGCCUCCAUCAACCUGGCAUGGGGAUUUGACUGCAUCUGCCUUUCUAAGGCCCUCCUGCUCUGGUGACUGCCCCAGUGGAGAGCUGCAGUGCAAUAGGCAGGUGUGGAUCUUGAAAGAAACUGGUGUUCUCUCUGUCCCUGCAAGGACCAAAAGAUAUCCUGCCAAUAGACAGCUUGUGAUUGCUGGAAUCCAAACGUUGACCUUUUCUGUUGCCCAAAGUGUGACACCAGGGUCACAAGUUAAUAUUUAGAUCAAAAUGGACACAAGCUCUAUCAAAGUGGAGACAAUUGAACUCACAGCUGCUAGCAGUGCUGGUGUCUCGAAGAAGAAAUAGAUUACUGGCCACUUACUCCAAUUUGAGCUGGGAGUACAUAGCCCUCUUGGAAAGGCAUUGUUUUCCUGCCGGGUCAGUGACCUCUGCCUAGCUGAUAACAUUGCGUAUGACAUCAGAAAAACUUGCCUGGACAGCUGUGGCAUUUCAACUGCUUAGCAGUUCAGUCUGAACAUGGCUGGAUCUCCUUGCACAAUCUGCAGAUGCAAGAAUGGAAACGUCUGCUAUUCUGUGGAUUUGGAAUAUUUUCAGAUUAAUUGAAGUAUUUAAAAUGGACUCAUCAUCAUGGGAGAAAAUGGAGAAAGUGACCAUACAGUAUGAUGAAGAA